GAUACGUAUUCGUAAUAUGUGUCAAAAACGACCAAAACAAAACAAACGAUAAGUGCAAUAAAGUCCGAAAUGGACUUCUCUGAUUUUAAUGAUGAAGAUUUCCAUGCAAAAGAUUGGAUAAAUAAAAUUUUAAAAACACCAGAAUCAGAAGUCAAUAAGGAAGCAUUUGUACAAACUCUGGUUACUAAACUUCAGAAUUAUAUGGCACAAGUAAAUGGUAACAUUGAAAAAACUAGCAAUGAACUUUUACAAUCAUUACCAAAAAUUAUGCAUGGAACUAAGCUAUUACAAACUGAAGCUUUAGCUUUGAAGGAUAAAAUGGCACAUGUUAAAGAAGAAUUAGCAUCCGUUGAAAAGAACACUGGACAAUCUAUAAAAGAUAUUGAAUAUUUAGAUACCAUGAAAAAUCGAUUGGAGAAUGCUAAACGGGGAUUACAUGAAGCUGAUAAUUGGGUGAUAUUAUCGAAUGAAAUUGAAGAUUUAUUGGAAACAAAUGAUAUUGAUGUAAUUUCUGAAAAAAUUGUUAGUAUGCAAUCGUCGUUAAAAAUUUUAGUCAAUACACCAAAUUAUGAAGAACGUAAAUUACAUUUGGAAGGAUUGAAAAAUCGUCUUGAGGCUAUGUCCAGUCCUUUGUUGGUAAAAGCAUUUACAUCUGGAAAUAUUGAGCAAUCUGUAAAAUAUGUCACAAUAUUUAAAUCAAUUGGUAGAUUACCACAAUUAUUAAAAUAUUAUCAUAAAUGCCAAAAAGGUAUACUAUUACAAAAAUGGCGUAAUUUAUUAGAAAUUGAUCAAGAUGAAUCAUUAAAUCAUUGGAUGCAUAAUUAUUAUGAUUAUCUAUUAUCACAUUGGCAUUCACAAAUCAAAUGGUGUAAUCAAGUAUUUCCAUCGAAUAAAGUUAUACUAACAUUAGUGGAAAUUUAUACUGAUUUAUUAUUAAAUAUUGAUCCAAGUUUUAAUGAAUGUAUUGAUGCUGCAUUAAAACAACAAAUUAAUAAAUUAGAUUUAUUAAUGCAAUUAAAACAAAUUAGUAAACAAUUUGCUGAUAAUUUGUAUACAAUUAUUGAACAUGUUGAUACAAAUAAAACAUGCUCAGAAGAAUUAUUACAAUCAUUAGCGAAGGCAAUAUUUUCACCGUAUGUGAUUUACAUAAAAAAUUACGGUAACUAUGAACAAAAUUACUUAAAUCAACAAUUAAAUAAUUUACAAUGCAUCAAAGAAGAAUUACCAGAAACAAUACAAAAGUUAGGAAUGUCAAUACCAGAAAUAUUUGAUUUAGCAAAUGCUGCAAACAAACGUUGUAAACAAUUUAGUGAAGGUUACGGUUAUUGUGGCUUAAUAAAUGCAUUAAAAGUAUUCUUUACGUCCUUUGUGGAUCUAUUACGUAUAGCCCUACGACAAAUUGAUCGUGCCAAGGGUAUUGAAGAAGAUUGGAAUAUGUUUCAAAUUUGUGUAACACUUUUACAAACAUCCGGUAGCUUUUUAAAUAAUUUACAAGAAUUUGAAACAAAUUUAAUAAUUAACAUUCAAGAAACUUCAAAAAUAUCUGAGAAUUGUUUUAAACAAUAUAAGUAUUUAUUACUGGAUACAAAUGGUCAAAAAGAACACGAAUCAUUGUUGAAAAGUUUACUAAGUGAAAUGACUUUUAUGGAUUCAGUUAAUAUGACUGUACAAAAAUUAUGUAAUGAUAUUCAUCAUACAACGUAUCAAGUUAUAUUCGCACCAAUUACUGUGCAAUUGGAAUUAGUGAAAACGGCACCAGCUUGGUCGAAAAAUCCACCGACCGUGUUACACUCAGAUUUACCUGAUUAUAGUUUUACACCACAAGAAUAUAUUACUCAGAUUGGUCAAUAUUUAAUGACAUUACCUCAGCAUUUGGAGCCAUUUUUAUUACAAGAUAAUUCAUCUUUACGCAUUGCAUUAAAGGCAGCUGACAAUGAAUAUUCAUCAUCAGUUGCCGACGAAGAAGGUGGUCUUGCUGAUGUAUUGUUAUCAAUAGUAGCUCGUGGAACGUGUCAAACUUAUUGUGACAAUAUUAUUUCCAUUGCCGAAUUAAAUGGUGGAGCGAAUAAACAACUAGCAACCGAUAUAGAAUAUCUUGGUAAUAUUUUGGGAGAUUUAGGAUUAUCGUUAUCGGAGCAACUACAGCAAUUGGUAACUCUGUUAAGAUUACCUGCUGAAGAGUAUCAAACAGGUAGUACUAAAUGUUCGGCACGAUUAGUGGCGGCUGUUCGUCAAAUGCGUAAUAUAACAUCUUCAGGAUAAAUUCUUAUUGCUAAAAUGUGAGUAUUAGAACAUAAUUUACAAAAUAUGAGAAAAAUUUACAGAAUAACACUUUGAAUCAUUUAACGAAAAUUUAACACUAAUUUUUUUGGAAUAUGAAUGUUCUAGAUUAUAGAAGAUUCCAAAAUGUUCCACUUCCAGGUAGAAAGUAUCUAAUUGAAUAUAUUUACUCACACUAGAUAGAAUGUAUUUGAGUGUAAUAAUGCCUGUGUAUUCAUCACGUAAAAACUUCUGAAGAUAUUGAGGUCCUUCUUUAAAUAUCUUUGAAAUAAUUCAGUGCUUAAUUUACAUUGCUUGGCCACUUUUACAUUUUACAGACUUUAAUAGUUCAGAUAAUUAUGACAUGUUUCGACUAAUAUAGACAUUUUCAAACUUUUUUUUUGAGC
Messenger RNA from Chrysoperla carnea, 2666 nucleotides. It is a transcript of the gene Cog7, whose product is annotated as conserved oligomeric Golgi complex subunit 7. The transcript has 8 exons. Gene Ontology annotation, biological process: Golgi organization; intracellular protein transport; retrograde vesicle-mediated transport, Golgi to endoplasmic reticulum. NCBI's taxonomy places the organism in Eukaryota, Metazoa, Arthropoda, Insecta, Neuroptera, Chrysopidae. Gene Ontology annotation, cellular component: COG complex. The coding region runs from base 70 to 2262 and encodes 730 amino acids. The record is from RefSeq and is a predicted model, not a curated record.